Messenger RNA from Amorphotheca resinae ATCC 22711, 444 nucleotides. RefSeq lists its product as hypothetical. Bases 1 to 429 code for a protein of 142 amino acids. Gene Ontology annotation, biological process: pyruvate import into mitochondria. The transcript has 3 exons. Gene Ontology annotation, cellular component: mitochondrial inner membrane. NCBI's taxonomy places the organism in Eukaryota, Fungi, Ascomycota, Leotiomycetes, Helotiales, Amorphothecaceae. The record is from RefSeq and is a predicted model, not a curated record.
AUGGCGGCCUUUAUCAAAGCCAUCAAUGCGAAGAUUCGCUCACACCCCAUGUUGAGCUAUGUCUGCUCUACACAUUUCUGGGGACCAGUUUCGAACUUCGGAAUCCCAAUUGCGGCCGUGAUGGACACGCAGAAGAGUCCCGAGCUGAUCUCGGGCAGUAUGACAGGAGCCCUGACUAUCUACUCGGCGACGUUCAUGCGGUACGCGCUGGCGGUGCAGCCUAAGAACUACCUUCUCUUCCUCUGCCACUUUGUCAAUGAGGGCGCCCAGCUCACACAGGGCUACCGGUGGAUGCAGUACCAUAAGUGGGGUGGUCGCGAGGAGAUGGAGAAGCAGAAGGUAGAGAGUGGUGUCAAGGGUGCGGUUGGUAAGGUGGAAGCGGAGGCUAAGAACGCCUUGGAUAAGGCGAAGGAGGUUGUUUCUAAGUAAGCAAUGUCUGGAGUC